CGCCAUGACCGCGCGGCCCGCGCCUCCCGCCGCCACGCCGCUGCUGGCGCUGCUGGCGCUGCUGGCGUUCGCGUGCCCGCCGUCGGGGGCCGCCCCGUCGCCCGCCGCGCAGCGCCGACCCGCAGACCCCGACACCCGCGCGCGGGACGCGCGGAGGCGCUACCAGGACCUGGUGGCCCGACUGCGGACCAGCCCGAGCGCUGAGGACGCGAACCCCGCUCGCGCCGUCCGGAUCCUCGCCCCAGAACUGCGGCUCGGAUCCCACGGUCACUUGCUGCUGCGCAUCUCCCGGGCGUCCCUGACUGGGGGUCUCCCUGCAACCUACCGCGUGCACCGGGCCCUGCUCCGGUUGUCCCCGACGGAGCCCAAGGCGUGGGACGUAACGAGACCGCUACAGCGUGAGCUCCGCCUCCGCGGGCCGCGAGCGGCCACGCUGCGCCUGCGGCUGUCCCGGCCGGCGGCCCCCACGGCGGCCCCCGCGCCCUCCAGCCGGCCGCGCCUGGAGCUGCACCUGCGGGCCGGCGCCGCCAGGGGGCGCCGCAGCGCGCACGCGCACCUGCGUGACGAUUGCCCACUGGGCCCCGGGCGCUGCUGCGGGCUGCACGCGGUGAGCGCUUCGCCGGAGGACCUGGGCUGGGCCAACUGGCUGCUGUCGCCGCCCGAGCUGCAGCUGCACGUGUGUGCGGGAGCCUGUCCCGCCCGGUACCGGCCCGCGGGCACUCAUGCGCAGGCCAAGGCACGUCUGCACCGCCUGCGGCCCGACACAGUGCCCGCGCCCUGCUGUGUCCCCUCGGACUAUGAGCCCGUGGUCCUCGCUCUUCGUGGAGAGGACGGCGGCGUGGCGUUCAUGACCCUGGAGGACCUGGUCCCCAGGAGCUGCCACUGCGCAUGAGCGGCCUGCGCCUCUCGUGCGUGGGCCUAUUCGCGCACCUGAUCUACCUGUGUCCACCUGCACAUGCACCUGUGCGCACCUGCGUGUGCACCAGCGGGCCCAUCCGUGCCCCUACCUGCACGUGCACCUCUACCUGUGUGCAUUUCUCCCGUGCACACACACCUGCGUGUUCACCAGUAUGCAUUCCUGGGAGCACACCUGUUCACAACCACACCUACACGCACACACCUAUGUGUGCCCAAAGCUGCAUGCACAGAGUGGCUGGGAGGGGACCACCUGGCCCCAGUGGUCUUGGCUGAAGAUGACUCCCCCCUCUUCCCCUCCCCAUGCCUGCUCCUCCCCCUAUUCCCAGUUCCUCCUCAGUAUGUAUAUUUAUGUCUGUAUUUAUUAUUAAUUUAUGAGUUUCUAUCCAGAAUGUUUAUUUAUUUCAUAUUCUUGUAGUAAAGUUGAAGCUAAACAGAUUCCUACAGCGUCUAUGGGAAGUCUCUGUGUGCCUGACCUCACUUUCCCCACAGGGGUCAAAAAUGGGUGUAGGGUUUUGGGGUGCCAGGCAGUCUGAGGAUGCUCAUGGUGUGCAGCUUCAGCAAAGGCCCCCAGACCCCUGUAUCUGCCAUCCUUCCCCCAUUAGUUUGUUUCUGGGACACAGCCUCCCUCGUCUCCUAUCACCUGUUUGUGGCACCUGGUGAAGCCUCUGGUCCUUUGUAUGACCAGGGCAGGGUGGAAUGAGUAGUUGUGAACAACAUUGUCCUCCACAUUCCCACUCAGUAGAACUGCUGAGAGGAGCCGGCUACGUGGGAUCCUGGGAGAGGAACUGAGGCAGCAGAGGGGCCAUCCU
Perognathus longimembris pacificus (Pacific pocket mouse) is the source of this 1727-nucleotide messenger RNA. It is a transcript of the gene Gdf15, whose product is annotated as growth differentiation factor 15. The coding region runs from base 5 to 892 and encodes 295 amino acids. Gene Ontology annotation, cellular component: extracellular region. Gene Ontology annotation, biological process: SMAD protein signal transduction. The transcript is spliced from 2 exons. Gene Ontology annotation, molecular function: cytokine activity; growth factor activity. NCBI's taxonomy places the organism in Eukaryota, Metazoa, Chordata, Mammalia, Rodentia, Heteromyidae. The record is from RefSeq and is a predicted model, not a curated record.